Molecule: messenger RNA, 1776 nt
Organism: Oppia nitens
Lineage: Eukaryota; Metazoa; Arthropoda; Arachnida; Sarcoptiformes; Oppiidae
Exons: 8
Coding region: 264-1712 (482 amino acids)
Biological process (GO): glutathione metabolic process
Molecular function (GO): glutathione transferase activity
Source: RefSeq, a predicted model, not a curated record
ACUACUACUAGACCCUAAUAUUACAAAUAGUCGCCAAUAAUUAUCAAACAUUUGUUGUUUAAUUAAUUAAAGAUUUCAUUCACUGGCUGUAAUUAACUGCAGUACUAUUAUAUAUAGACUUGUACUGUAUAUAAACUCAUGUCAAACAAUUGAUAAAUAUUGUCAUAAAUUUUGAUUAGUAUUUUCAUCAAAAUUAUUUUUAAAUUUUAUUUUUUUUGUGGAAAUCAUUUGUUAAUUAUAUAUUGAAUUGUUAAUUAAAUAAAAUGCCAAUUGAUUUGUAUACAACACCUCUAAGCCCACCCGCGAGGGCCGUUCACAUGACACUCAAGCGGCUUAAUAUCGACGCCAAUAUCAUUGAAAUAAAUCUACAAAACGGCGAUCAUUUGAAACCCGAAUUUCUUAAGCUUAACCCUCAACAUUGUGUACCAUUCUUUGUCGACGACGGCUUUUCGUUGACUGAAAGUCGGGCAAUAAUGCAGUAUUUAGUGUCCAAAUAUGCACCAAACAGUCCUCUCUAUCCGACCGGUGAUCUGAAAAAGAGAGCACAUGUCGAUCGGCUUCUCUAUUACGAUAUGAGCGUUUGGUACGCCAUUCGAGAUAAUAUCAUGAACCCAUUGUUUCGCGGAGAAGAUCCGCACCCGAAUGCUGUCAAGAAUUAUUACAAUAACUUAAGUGUUUUGAAUACAUAUAUCGGUGAUAACAAGUAUGUGGCCGGAGAUGAACUAACAAUUGCUGAUCUGUCGUUUUUGGCCUCAUUGACAAUGUUGUCGGUCAACGAUUACAAAGACCUGGAAGACUAUUCAAAUGUUAAGCGAUGGUUCAAUCAAUUGAAGAAUGAGUUGCCAUACUUUGAUGAAAUCAACGGCAAAGUACCUCAACUCAUGAAAGAGUUGGCAAAUUCGUGGGGCAAGAAACGAUUGGGUGAAGGGGUAAUUUGUAAGACUGGUCUAUUACAAUCAGAAACCAUUAAUGGCCAGUUUAUAGCAAUUAUUGUCGAGAUACCCCUGAUGGCCAGGGGAGACUAUAUGCGCGGUUUUACGAUAAUAAUUAAAAUGACAAUUGAUUUGUAUUUUCUGCAACUGAGUCCACCGGCCCGAGCGGUGCUCAUGACAUGCAAACAGUUAGGUAUUGACGUAAAUGUUAUUAAUCUAGACUUUAUUAAAGGGGAACACCUUUCGCCUGAAUACGUAAAGCUAAACCCGGCCCAUCAGGUGCCUACUAUUGUGGACAACGAGUUUGUUCUCUAUGAAAGUCGGGCUAUUAUGCAAUACCUGUGUAACAAAUAUGAACCCAACGGUGCUCUAUAUCCAAGUGAACCGAAAAAACGAGCUCUUGUUGAUCGUUGGCUUAAUACAGAUAUGUCUUAUUUCAUGGCUAACAGAGACCGAUAUGCAUUGAAAAUAGUUAGAGGUAUAGAACCAACUGAGCAAACAUUCAAAACAUUUGAGACAACACUGAAACUUUUGGACCAACUAAUUGGUGACAACAAAUACUUAGCCGGUGACCAAUUAACCAUUGCUGACCUGUCUGUGUUGGCCUCAACAACAUUAUUGGCAAUCAAUGAUUACGUGGAUUUUGAUGACCAUCCGAACCUAAAGAGAUGGUUUGAAACAUUGGCCAAUGAGUUGCCGUAUUUCGAUGAAAUCAAUCAAAAUAUUGGUCAGAAAUUUAAAGAGUUGGGUGAGGCUAUCAAAAGUCAGACUAAUAAGUAAUCAUUGAAAUACAGAAAAUAUCAAAUUUUUGAAAAAAUACUAUUAAUGAGAAUAAUGAAAAAUG